CAACCAAAAAUCGCCACAUGUCCAAUUGCCUUCUUCUCCAAAUAAAAAUGAGCGUCGAAACCACGCUACGGCCACAAGCCGGCUCCUAUAUACAUAUGAAGUACAAUCCUCGCAAGCAUCAAAAACCAGAGAUCAGACUCCAUAAAUCAACUCAGUUAAACGGGAGCAAUGCAGUCAUUGCAAGAGAAAGCCUCCGAGUGGAGUGGAGUUGACUCUGCUGACGCGUUUGCUAUUGACAACACUAACUUGUUUCAAAAGCUUGGCCUUCAAACUUUCAUCAACCUCUCCACAAAUUUUUAUAACAGCGUUUAUGAUGAUGAAGAAGAGUGGUUUAGAUCCAUAUUUGUGAAUUCUAAGAAAGAAGAAGCCAUUCAGAAUCAGUAUGAGUUUUUUGUGCAGAGAAUGGGAGGGCCUCCUUUGUAUUCUCAACGGAAAGGUCAUCCUGCUCUAAUUGGACGCCAUCGACCAUUUCCUGUCACACACCAAGCUGCAGAGAGGUGGUUACAUCACAUGCAGAAGGCAGUGGACAGCACCUCAGAUAUCGACGAAGACUCAAAAAUCAAAAUGAUGAACUUUUUCAGGCACACCGCAUUCUUUCUCGUGGCUGGAGAUGAAUUGAAGAAUCAAAAUGGGCGUGUUCCUUAUAAGCAUGGCGCCAGCAAAUGAGCUGCUGUGUAAAGAAAGGAUUCAUCGUGACAAAACAAUGGAGAUACCAAUUCUUUUCAAAGCUCUUGACGAUAUCACAGCUGUCCAAAGGCAAAACUUUCCUACAGUAUUUAUCAAUAAAUUUGGGCAUUUGCAGUUACAUUUAUUCGUGUUCUGAUGCAAAUGCAAAACUUUAGUGAACUUCAUGUAGUUUUUCAUUAGCUUUGCUGUAAUAGAAGAGUUAAGACUGUAAUCUAGACUCUCUGAAACUCGGAACAGACGGAACUCAGAACUCGGAACUCGGGAUACAAAGGGAACCAAGUUUUGAUUGAUGUAUUAGAAAAUCUUCUAAUUCGCCAAAA
Molecule: messenger RNA, 1007 nt
Organism: Populus nigra (black poplar)
Lineage: Eukaryota; Viridiplantae; Streptophyta; Magnoliopsida; Malpighiales; Salicaceae
Product: two-on-two hemoglobin-3
Exons: 4
Coding region: 169-666 (165 amino acids)
Biological process (GO): oxygen transport
Molecular function (GO): heme binding; oxygen carrier activity; oxygen binding
Source: RefSeq, a predicted model, not a curated record